Molecule: messenger RNA, 1868 nt
Organism: Cicer arietinum (chickpea)
Lineage: Eukaryota; Viridiplantae; Streptophyta; Magnoliopsida; Fabales; Fabaceae
Product: transcription factor DIVARICATA-like
Molecular function (GO): DNA binding
Source: RefSeq, a predicted model, not a curated record
AUUAUCUUAACUAAUUAGCCACCCCAAAAAUCAAAUUCUCUUAUUUCUUCUUAUUGAACUCACUUCAUAACUAUGAAGAAAUCCAAAUCCAAUCCUUUACACUAAUUUCUACACUCUCAAUACAUGUAUGUUACUAUAUGUGUGUGUAAAUGCAUUUUUGCUUUUAUAGUUGCUUCCUCAUGAAGAAACGACAAAGUGAAAUAGUUAUAUAUCAAUCUUUUUCCUUUGUUUGAUUGAAAAGAAUCUCUCUUUUUUUUUUCAUUAUUGGAUCUUAGCUUUCUACACCCUUUCUUUCACCCUCUUCCUCUUGUGUUCUUAUAUUUCCACAUCUUCUAUCUCUUUUUUGUGGUGCUCAAUUUUUAAAUCUCACUUCAAAAAUUCAAUCUUUUUUAAAAGGGUGUUGGUUUUAGUUGCUAUCAAAUUCUUGGUUUAAUCAAAAUUAUAAAAAAAAAAAUGUUUAGUCUCAAAAUUCAUUACUCUCACACUCACACUAAAUUCUAGCACAUCAUGAUUUUCAUCAAGAUUCUCUAUGAUUCUAUAAAAGGUGUACAUGAAUUUGAUAGAUUCUUUCAACUUUAUCUUGAUCAUCAUCACAAGUAAAAAAGAUUCUUAUAAUCAAAGUUUCUAUAAUUUGUUCUUUUUUUGUGUUUCUCUUGUGUUUUAAAAACAACCUUUUUGUGGUUUAAGGAUAAUAUUAUGGAUUUGGAAACCCUUUAUUCUCCUUAUUCUAUGUUGGAUUCAAAUUGGUUUGUUGAAGAGAGUUACAAGAAAGAAUGGACAAAAGAAGAUAACAAAAAGUUUGAAAGUGCUCUUGCUAUAUAUGAUAAGGAUACACCUGAUAGAUGGAUAAAAGUGGCUGAGAUGAUUCCUGGUAAGACUGUGUUUGAUGUGAUUAAGCAAUAUAGAGAAUUGGAAGAAGAUGUGUGUGAAAUUGAAGCAGGAAAUGUUCCUCUUCCUGGUUAUUUUGCAUCUUCUUUCACCUUUGAGGUUGUUGAUAAUCACAACUAUGAUGGAAGUAGAAGAAGGGCUUUAAGUGUUAGAGGUUCUGAUCAUGAGAGGAAGAAAGGUGUUCCUUGGACUGAAGAGGAACAUAGACGUUUUCUGAUGGGACUUCUAAAGUAUGGAAAAGGAGAUUGGAGAAACAUAUCUCGCAAUUUUGUUGUCACAAAGACACCAACACAAGUAGCAAGCCAUGCACAGAAGUACUACAUAAGGCAAAAAGUUUCUGGAGGAAAAGAUAAAAGAAGACCAAGCAUUCAUGACAUAACAACUCUUAGUCUCACACAAACUUCUUCAUCAAAUAAGAACAUUAAUCCUAACAUGUCAAAAGUACAAAUGGGUUGGAGUAGUAGUCACUGCAAUGAUGGAUCACUCAUGGCUUUCAAUCCAAAUAGUGAUGAUUUCACUUCCAAGAGCCUUAAAAUUCAAGGGCAGGAUCUUUAUGACUGCUCUUUUCAUGAAGCUUACGCUAAGAUGAAAGUUUCGGGUUUCGCGGCGACGGCGGCUUCUAGAGACUUCAAUAAAGGAGCUGUUUUUGGUAUUCAUGCACUGUGAUUUCCAACUCUUAUGAUGCUCAAAAACAAUGAAAUUUCACUACUUAAAGCAUUGUUAUGUUGGAUUAAUGUAGAUGACUUGAAGCUUAAGGAAGCUGCAAUAAUGUUUCAAUCCUUAAAUAUGAUGUUUUUGGAAUAGACUUGUUCUUUUAUGCUUUUUAUAUUUCUCUCUGUCUUUUAACUAUGAUAGUGAUCAUGUCUAUCUUUUGGAGUACCAAUUUGCAUCAUAUGAUGUCCCAUUUAGGCAUGCUAAUAAGUCUCAAAAGCAACAUGACAAACAUCACUGAUAAUUAUAUGUUAUGGUUAUCACUUUGA